AUGCUCACGGUGCUGAAGGAUCUUUUUAUGAUUCAAGUGAAGCCGCACAUAUUCUUUCUCACGUUCGUGUAUGUGCUGUUCCUGGUCUGCUGGGUAAUUGGCAUUGUGUCGACGUGGUCGCUUCUGGUGUUACCACCGCCCUAUCUGCUCACUCCACCGCCCUAUCUGCUCACUCCGACCGAAUUCGCCCUGAGCUACUUAGCACCAAUGAUAGGAGCCUUCGUCGGCGAGGUCUGGGGCCACUACUUCAAUGACUUCGUUGCCAAUUGGUACAUUCGAACACAUAAUGGCUUCUGGGUUUCCGAAGUACGACUUUGGGGCACAUAUAUGCCGACUCUUGUCGGCUUCGCCGGCAAUGGUCGCAUCAGUCAACUAACCAUGUUUAUGGUUGACUAG
Recurvomyces mirabilis is the source of this 396-nucleotide messenger RNA. RefSeq lists its product as uncharacterized. The record is from RefSeq and is a predicted model, not a curated record. NCBI's taxonomy places the organism in Eukaryota, Fungi, Ascomycota, Dothideomycetes, Mycosphaerellales, Teratosphaeriaceae. The transcript is spliced from 2 exons. Bases 1 to 396 code for a protein of 131 amino acids.